CUCCCAUAUAUCAAAGCAGGGUCGCCUCCUUUACAUGUUGGGAUAGAUCACUAGUCGAGGUGAAGAUGUCGAAUUUUAUUUCUUUUUUUCUUUUGAGGCAAGGAGAUGUCGAAUUUUGGGGAGAAAGGCACAACCUCCAUCCAGACAACCCCUUAAACCUCAAUCAGAGGCCAGAGCUUUGCGUACGAGGAGAUAGCUAUGUUCAUUCUUCAUGAUUCCUGAGCAAGCGUCGUUGCAAAGAACCAGAGGAAGGCAGUGCAGAUGAUGUUGGAGCAGAGUUUCGUGGUAUUGAUGUAUUCAAUUUGACACUAGAAGAAAAGCUUCCUUACUAUAGGCGCUUAUAUAAAAAGAGAACUAACAUGGCCUUGGUUUUCUACCAUGAAAAUAACCCGGGUGACCGCUACAAGUUUACGCACUUGCACCUCAAUGAUGUUUAUGAUUUCAAGGUUGAAUUGGUUUCCUAUUUGCACAUGAAUUUCAAGGCAACUAAUGCAGCAACAGGGUCAGAGGUGACCUUUUUUGCUGAAUUGGCUUUGGAAGGUGAUGUUUUCGAUAAGCAUGGUGGAUACCGCACCACUACCUGCAAUAUUGUUGAUGAUGAUUGUGUUGGUGGUCAAAAAGAGGAGUGGUACAAGAGAUAUGGUUUGACCGCGGAUGGUUAUGACGAGCACAGUUGCUAUGUGUGUGCCAAGAAGAUAAAGCACCCCAUGGGAAAGAGCUACAAAGGAGGCCACUGGAUCAGGGAUUACUGAGUGGAUGAUAGUUCUAUCGAAUGAGCUCUAGAUAUUUUUAGUAUAUAUUUUGUUGUGUUGGAUUGGAUGAUUUGAAGUUGUUGUGAUAGCAAAGCAACAAAACAUUAUGCUAUCGUCAACACUGGCAUAAUAUUAUGUAGGAUGUACCUGGAUGUCUUAGUACUAUAAUGGCCCCUAUUCUUUGGUGAA
Molecule: messenger RNA, 941 nt
Organism: Panicum virgatum (switchgrass)
Lineage: Eukaryota; Viridiplantae; Streptophyta; Magnoliopsida; Poales; Poaceae
Exons: 4
Coding region: 360-752 (130 amino acids)
Source: RefSeq, a predicted model, not a curated record